GAGGCAGACUCGGGCUGAGAGAGGGAGGAUGUCUGUGGGAUGCUGCUAGUUUGAUUUUAAAGAAUUGGAGGACGAAGCCCGGAGGGGGAUGCACUCCUGAGCAGUUUUACUUUUGGAUCUCUACCUUGUUCAUUCACCUUUUUAAUUGUUUUCCGUUGCUGAAAUCACUUCUGUUUUUAUUUUUAUUUUCUAAUUUUAUUUUUCCGUUUUUUUUUUUCUGUCUCCUAAGCCCAUUUUCUCCUUGAUCAGUCUUCGUCCAACUAGUCCCCCCCCCACCCACCCGCUGCAUCCACCCUCUGUUACGUCCUCCAGUGCAUCAGCAGUCGUUGGUUGUCGACAGGAUGCAUUUGGCCGAAUAGCAGAUUAAAGACGGGUUCUUGCUCCGGUGGUUUUCUCUGAGGGUUGCAAAGUUGCAGUCAGGACCGGGACGAACAGCGGGAGGAGGCGGUGGAUUAGGAUGGCUCUGGAAGAAGUGUGGGGCCGAGUGAAGAAUGUCUGCAAGCAGAACGGACUGCUCAUCCUGUCUGUGCUGGCCGUGGUCAUCGGCUGCCUGCUGGGCUUCUUCCUCAGAGGCAAGCAGCUCUCCGAGCAGGAGGUGAAGUACUUCCAGUUUCCCGGAGAGCUGCUAAUGAGGAUGCUGAAAAUGUUGAUCUUGCCUCUCGUUGUGUCAAGUUUGAUGUCAGGUCUGGCUGCCCUGGACGCCAAGUGCUCAAGUCGCUUGGGCAUCAUGACCAUUUCCUACUACUUGUGGACCACCUUUGUUGCCGUGGUAGUAGGCAUCCUCAUGGUUUACAUCAUACAUCCGGGCGGUGCCGCCCAGAAGGAGGACUCUGAGGACAGCAAGAAGCCGAUGACCAGUUCUGCCGAUGCUCUGCUGGACCUCAUACGCAACAUGUUUCCAGCCAACUUGGUCCAAGCUACAUUUCAACAGUAUCGAACACAGAGAGUGGCAGAGCUGAUUCCCAAACCGACAGUGGCCCAGCUCCUGGAUGAGACCACCACACGCCGGGUCUACAUCUACGGCGUGCAGGAUGACAACGGCACGGACAUCCAGAACUUCUCCUUGGAUCUCACGCCGCCUCCUGACGUCAUCGUGAAAACCUCGCCCGGUACCAGCGAGGGCAUGAACGUGCUGGGGAUUGUUAUUUUUUCUGCGACCAUGGGAAUAAUGCUGGGAAGAAUGGGACCCAACGGGAGCGCUCUGGUCAACUUUUGCCAGAGUUUGAAUGAGGCGGUUCUGAAGAUUGUUGCCAUUGUCAUUUGGUAUUUUCCCUUUGGCAUUGUUUUCCUUGUUGCCGGUAAGAUCUUGGAGAUGGAUGACCCUUCAGCCAUGGGGAAGAAAUUGGGCUUUUACGCCAUCACUGUGGUAAUGGGCUUAGUGCUUCAUGGCCUAUUCAUCCUCCCUGCCAUGUACUUUUUCAUCACCAAGAAGAGUCCCAUUGUGUACAUCAGAGGCAUUCUGCAGGCUCUGCUCAUCUCCUUAGCCACUUCCUCCAGCUCUGCCACUCUGCCUAUCACCUUCAAGUGCCUCCUAGAGAACAACCACAUCGACAGGCGCAUCAUCCGCUUCGUGCUGCCGGUGGGAGCCACCAUCAAUAUGGACGGCACUGCCCUCUACGAGGCGGUGGCGGCCAUCUUCAUUGCCCAAGUGAACAAUUACGAGCUUGACUUCGGGCAGAUCAUCACCAUCAGCAUCACUGCCACGGCCGCCAGCAUCGGUGCCGCUGGAAUCCCACAGGCUGGACUUGUUACGAUGGUGAUCGUGCUGACCUCAGUGGGUCUACCCACCGAUGACAUCACUCUCAUCAUUGCCGUUGAUUGGGCCCUGGAUCGAUUCAGGACCAUGGUCAACGUGAUGGGCGACGCUCUGGCCACGGGCAUCAUGGCUCACAUCUGCAGAAAGGAUUUCGUCAAAGAGGGCGAGCAGGUGCCCCUGAUAUGUGAAACCAAACCUAUGAUCAGCAUCCAGCAGAUGAUGACGUACCAGAACCAGAAGAACGGCUGCUACCAGCCGCCGCCGGGCAGCAGGCAGGACCACCUCUCUCCAGACGUGGCUCGCCUGAUCCAGCUGGAGGAAGGCAUUCGGCCGGUGGAGAAGAAGAAGCACGGCCACGGCCCCCAUCACAAGAGAGAGCACAGAGACAAGGACCACUGUUCUGUUGACAUGAACGGCCUGGAGACGAAUGUCUAAAAGCAGGCGCUGAUCCCGACAGCCGCCGGCCCGCCCGCCUCGCUGCCGCUGAACCACCGAGACAGACGGAGGCAGAGGGGACCGCUUCACGUUCCCACUCGCUUCCCAUCCACGGAGGAGGAAAACCAAGAGUGGACCCAGAGGGGGAGGAAAAAAAAAAAAAACAGACUUCUUUUUCUACACAACAUAUAUGAUGACCCACAUUAUAUUCUUGAUGUUGAUGUGUGUAAAUAUUUAUCAAAGAUGUAAUAUUUAGCAGCAGCAGCAGCAGGGAAAGCGUGCUGCUCUUUAAGCAAAGCGGGCCUCCUGGAGAAAGACUCUCAAAGAGCAGAGGAAGCAAGAAUCAUGAAAAAGGGAAACAGAAAAAUGUGUUGGGUAGUAAUAAAAGGCUGGAUUCUUCUGAGGACAUCAAUCAAAAAAAGUCAUUUCAUAGAUCUUUUUUAUUUAUCAUGUAUCUGGAGUAAUACUAAUAAUAAUAAUAUCAUAACAACUGGAUUUUAUAUAAUGCUUUUAUUCUUCCUCUGGCUCUUCAUGGCCAUUCUGGAAAAUGUUCUCUCGUUAGCCACGUUGUGAUUAAAGAUGCAAACAAAAAAAGGACAGCGUGGUCCGACAGCAGGAUCAAACAAACUGUGAUGCCCAUACGCAACAGCUUAGAUCACCCGCCGGAUGGCUGAAAAACACACUUGAAGGUUUUCCCUCUAUUUCUCUGCCUUGUUGUCCCGAGCCUCGUGCAUCCUCCGAAUCCUCCCUGCAAAACAAAAGCUUGAACGCCACGCUUCCUUACAUAUCUCAGAUUAUCCUUUGCACCUCCCUCCAACCUCUCUUUGCCUUAAAUGACCAAAGGAGAAGCGUUUGAGCCCCGGCGCAUCUGCUACGGUUCGCUGCAACAGCUCCCACAGCCAGCAAACAGUCGCAGGCCGUGCUCUGCUCUGGUCUGAUGUAGAUUUUCAUUUCAGUUUUCCUCAGCCUCCAUUCAGCAGUGAGCAAAAUAACAGUGGUCUGAGAGCACUAACCGGAUGGA
Messenger RNA from Fundulus heteroclitus (mummichog), 3212 nucleotides. RefSeq names its product solute carrier family 1 member 7a (gene slc1a7a). Gene Ontology annotation, cellular component: plasma membrane. Bases 458 to 2191 code for a protein of 577 amino acids. The record is from RefSeq and is a predicted model, not a curated record. NCBI's taxonomy places the organism in Eukaryota, Metazoa, Chordata, Actinopteri, Cyprinodontiformes, Fundulidae. Gene Ontology annotation, molecular function: L-glutamate transmembrane transporter activity; glutamate:sodium symporter activity; neutral L-amino acid transmembrane transporter activity. Gene Ontology annotation, biological process: L-glutamate transmembrane transport. The transcript has 11 exons.